CACAGAGAGAGAGAGAGAGAGAGAGAGAGAGAGAGCAAACGCCUCCUCUGCUAGACCUGCGUGCACCAUCAGGGAAUUUAGAGGUUAAAUUAAAAACAACAACGGGAGAGGCCGUGCGUCACGGGGAAGCGCGCAUCCACGUCGGCGCUGCGCCACACGGGCCAGAUUUUCCGCGUCGGGACCCGGUGCGCCGCACACCCUGCGCCUUUGAUCCAGCAGCGGGGAGGAGAGGUGGACCAGAGGAGGCGCACAGAGGAGGAGGAGGACCAUGGAGGGGAUGCAGGCGUACGGAGCCGGCAAAGCCGGAGGAGCCUUCGACCCCAUCACCUUCUUCCAGCAGCCUCAGACCAUCCUGCGCGUCGUGUCGUGGCUUUUCUCCAUUGUAAUUUUUGGCUGCAUCGUCAACGAAGGCUACAUCAAUCGCCCCAACGAAGUGGAGGAGUACUGCAUCUUCAACCGGAACCAGAAUGCGUGCAAUUAUGGGGUUUUUAUGGGCUCCAUGGCGUUCCUCUGCUGCAUGGCCUUCCUCGCUCUGGACGUCUACUUCCCACAGAUCAGCAGCGUCAAAGACCGCAAGAAGGCCGUGCUGGCUGAUGUUGGAGUGUCAGCAUUCUGGUCCUUCAUGUGGUUUGUGGGUUUCUGUUUCUUGGCCAAUCAGUGGCAGGUAACCAACCACGAGGACAAUCCGCUGAGAGAGGGUGGAGACGCUGCCCGGGCAGCUAUCACAUUCGCCUUCUUCUCCAUCUUCACCUGGGCGGGCCAGUCCUUCCUGGCCUUCCAGAGGUACAAACUAGGGGCUGACUCAGCCCUCUUCUCCCAGGACUACACGGACCCCAGCCAGGAUGCAGCCGGAGCCCCCUACACUUCCUUCAGUGGUGGGGAUGAGAUUGACAGCCCAGAAGGAGGCGGCCAAGCCAACAGCGACGGGGCUUUUGAUGGGACCGGAGGCUACCAGCGCCAGGACUACUGAGACUCUGGAGAAAUUCAUAAAAGAGAAGGAAUUGGAUGAAGUUGAACAUAGUUUCUAAACUGGAGUGGGCUUAAAACAGUUUAACUAAAGCUCUUCUUAGUAAGACUUACAGUUUCAGGAGGACAGGUCCGGCAGUAAGUGAUUUCAUAAACCAGCGAGGUGAGCGCUUAUACAUUUUGACUUAUUUAUUUAUUAAAUUAAAAGCGUUGGUCUACUGAUGUACUUAUCUACUUGUAGG
Thalassophryne amazonica is the source of this 1208-nucleotide messenger RNA. RefSeq names its product synaptogyrin-1-like. Bases 269 to 970 code for a protein of 233 amino acids. The record is from RefSeq and is a predicted model, not a curated record. Gene Ontology annotation, cellular component: synaptic vesicle membrane; neuromuscular junction. The transcript has 4 exons. NCBI's taxonomy places the organism in Eukaryota, Metazoa, Chordata, Actinopteri, Batrachoidiformes, Batrachoididae.